Molecule: messenger RNA, 3420 nt
Organism: Trichoplusia ni (cabbage looper)
Lineage: Eukaryota; Metazoa; Arthropoda; Insecta; Lepidoptera; Noctuidae
Exons: 1
Coding region: 1-3420 (1139 amino acids)
Source: RefSeq, a predicted model, not a curated record
AUGGUCCAGACAAGAAGUUCAGCGAAACGGCCCCAAGUUCCCGGCGGGUCUAGCAGCAGCACUGGCACUGACGGAAGCCAGCCUGCAGCUCGGCCCAGGGGUGCGAAGAAUCCCCGGGAGGCGAUCUCUACCCGUCAAACGACUAUGGCAACGAAUAUGGAACCCGAAAUGCAAAGUGAUUCGGAUAGAAAUUUAUUAACACCCUCACCAUUUAGUUUAUUUGAGUCCCCUAGCUCAUCACCAUUAUUUAAUCAGGCUUCAUCUCGAUCGAGUACCGUAUCACCUUUACCUGAGGAUGUUGUGCAGGUGGCUAAUGCCACUGUAUCUGCACCCGCCUCAGGUACAAACCGUGCGCGCAAAAGAUGGACAGUAGAUAUGAACAAGUUUAUCUGGCGUACGUACCUCAUAGCCACAAAAUUAAACACUAGCAAAUUGUACCUAGAUCAUCUGCAUCACGAGUUUACAGUUAAAUACCCACAGAUGGAAGCGUCAAGGCAGAGGCUAGGGGAUCAGUGUAGAGCAAUAAUCAGGAAUAAACUACUGCCACAGAAUAUUUUAGACGACAUCAAAAAUGAUGUAACAUUACUUUUACGACAAGCACAAUCCGAGCCUGCUGCUCAAUCACUUGUGUCUUUCCCUAUCCCCAAUACACAAGGACAGAGACGAAAGUGGACCACUGAAUAUAACGAAUCUAUUAUUAGAAAUUAUUAUAAAAUAACAGAAUUAGGAGAAAACCGAUCCGCGUAUAGACGGCCCUUUUAUCAAGCAGUAGUAGGAGAAUAUCCUGAGCUAUCUGAAGUAAGCGAGCAACGGAUAUCAGACCAAUUGCGUGUAAUUUUGAAUAAUAGAAUGAUCAGCGAACAUAGGCUUGCCGAAAUACGCGAUGAAGUCGCAAAUGGUCUUAGCUCGUGUCGUAGUAAUGCAGAAAGUUCCUUAACAGCUGAAGAGGCACAACCCUCACGUAACUCGCUAGAGCCUACACCACAGGUAUUAGAAUCCCAACUGCAUACAUCGAUGGAAUUACAGGAUAUUAGAUUAAUAUCAGAUAAUUUCGAAGAUGACCAAAUUAAAGACCAGUUUAAAACAUCCUUCGAGAAGUUCCGAGACUCGGACCCCACCACGCGACCAUAUAUUCCGAAACAAAAGACCUCUAGGAAGCAAGCUCAAAUUCUUCAAUACAUUAAUACCCACAUACUACCUCAUUACAUAAAAGCGGAUCAAAAUUUUGAAACCACUCACACUAUUAUUUAUUGUGCAGCGUACACUGCAGCUAUAUGUAAUGGUACAAAAAUCCGGGAAGGGGAUUACCCUCCUACCCAAAAUAAAAGGAGAGUGCCUGCCUGGCAGAGACGAUUGCAGAAGAAGAUAUUAGAUAUUAGAAAAGACAUUGCAAGAAUGACAGAAUAUAUUAAGGGUAAUAGAAGUAAUAGAUUAAUAAAAUUAGUAGAAGUAAUAAAGAAUAAAAACCAAAUACACUCACAACAUGAAGUACCCAACACUAGCAAUGAGCACUUUCUUGAUACGCUGAAACAAAAACUUAAUGCGGCAGCGAGCAGAUUACAAAGGUACGUCAAUUGCACACUUCGGAAGACACAAAACUCACAAUUCUCUAAAAACCAGAAGCAGUUCUAUAGAAAUUUAUCGAUGAAUACGCAACACUUUAGAACUCCUGAAAAUAUCGUACCAGCUGCCCCUAGUGAUUUAUUGCAUGAUUUCUGGUCCAGCGUAUGGUCUGACCCUGUGCAACAUAAUUCAGAUGCUGAAUGGCUGCGGGCGAGCUGUAACUCCACAGACAAAAUUACGCCUAUGGAAUACGAUCACAUACCACUUGAUGUUUUUAUGUAUGUAUUAAAGAAAGCGCAUAAUUGGAAAGCGCCCGGUAGUGAUCGUAUCCAUAACUACUGGUAUAAAAAGCUAACAUCCAUCCAUCCCGUAUUGUACAACCAUAUUAACAGCUUUAUACAAACACCGGAAUUAGUCCCUAGAUUUGUUACGCAGGGCCUUACAUUUAUGAUACCGAAAGACGCAGAUUACCGGGAUCCAUCUAAAUACCGUCCCAUCACAUGCUUGCAAACAGUAUAUAAAAUUCUUACUGCCUGUAUUGCCGAGUUGAUAUACAAGCACUCUACUAACAAUAAAAUCUUGGCAGAAGAGCAAAAAGGAUGUCGUAAAGGCAGCCAAGGGUGCAAAGAACAACUGAUUAUCGACUCGGUUGCCAUGAAGCAUGCAAUCGGUAGAAAAAAAGACAUCAACACCAUGUAUGUAGAUUACUGUAAAGCUUUUGACUCCGUACCCCAUAGCUGGCUUCUGCAUGUUCUUCGACAUUACAAAGUAAACCACGUACUCAUUCAAUUCCUUUUAAACUCUAUGCAACAUUGGACUACAAAACUGAAGAUUUUAGGUUGCCAGCAGAUAGAAACCUCAGAAAUCCCAAUAAGACGUGGGAUCUUCCAAGGUGACGCACUUAGCCCUCUGUGGUUUUGUUUAGCGUUAAACCCUUUGUCCCACAUGUUAAAUAGUUAUGCGACUGGAUUCGAUAUCAUCACACCAUCUAAAAAAGUAAACCUCACACAUCUUAUGUACAUGGACGACAUUAAGCUAUACAGCAGCACUCCGCAGUCUCUACAUCGUCUUGCUGAUAUUACACAAGCGUUCUCGAAUGAUAUUCACAUGAAAUUUGGUAUUGAUAAAUGUAAAACACUAUCUGUAAAGGCAGGCCAAAUAAUUCCAAGUAGUUAUAUUUUAGAUUCAGGCGAAACCGUUGAGCCUCUAGAACCCCAUACAAGCUACAAAUACCUAGGAUUCCAGCAAGCCAGACAAAUAAAUCAAAAGGAAACAAAACAGGAACUUAGGCAGAUAUUUAAACAUCGGCUCAACGCGUUGUUCCGAUCGCAACUUAAUUCGCGUAAUGUAUCUCAAGCGAUAAACAGUUAUGCAGUUCCUGUUCUGACAUAUUCUUUCGGCUUAAUAAACUGGUCACAGAGUGAUUUACUUAACCUGCAACGUAUGAUUAAUACCUCGCUUACAACCCAUCGAAAGCACCACCCUAGAUCCUGUGUGCAAAGAAUGACUCUCUCAAGGGAUGAAGGCGGACGAGGUAUUAUAGACAUAAGAAACUUGCACAACAAGCAGAUUACUACACUUAGGAAUUACUUUUAUACGUACUCUGAACACUCCGCAUUACAUGAAACAGUUAUUUUGGCAGACAAACACUAUACCCCACUUAAUCUCGUAGACAGAAACCCACAACGUAGCGAACGGAUCACUGACGUAAGGGAAAAGAUCGCCGCAUGGCAGCAAAAGUCUCUACACGGGAGACAUCGUCACGACCUGCAGCAACCAUAUGUCGAUAAAGAAAUGUCGAAUGCAUGGUUGCGGCGCGGCGUGGCGAACUCUUCCCAGAGACGGAAGCUUUCAUGA